AAGUCGUAUGUUUCUUGCGGAUCAUAUUUUUCAAGCGGAUAGAGGUGUUUUUGCAGAGCAGAUAAAACUUCAGGUUCGGAAAGACUUGCAGCGUGCCCGUGUCCAUGUCUGCCAAAUCCUGCGCGCGUUUGCCCUCGCAAGACAAGGAUCGUCUUUGAGCAGUCCGAACGCCGCGCUCUCAGCCAGCGAGACCACGCUCCAGCAGAGGCUUCCAGUUGGAGGGCUACGCCAUGACCCUGCCUUUUUGUCGGACAGCAGGUGAAGACAGUAGUAAGGAAAGGCCCCGAAUGGUCCAUAGCGACUCAAGGUGGCCGCCACCGUGGCCAGCGUGGGUCGCAUUGCCGACGGCAGGAUUUUUCGGUCGAAUCCUUCGCAGGACGAGGUCAAAUGCUGGACGGACGAGUGCUUGUAACACGGCAGCCUGCAGUUGU
Messenger RNA from Effrenium voratum, 431 nucleotides. Lineage: Eukaryota; Dinophyceae; Suessiales; Symbiodiniaceae. The record is from the annotation of a GenBank genome assembly.